AUGACGGACCACAUCCUGUCCUCCGCGUCGCACCACUACAACAAUGUGAUCAACGACAGCGCCGUGAGCCUGGUCGACAUGCUCCGGUCGUCGUCCUCCUCGGCGGGGGCGGUUCCGGGUGCGGCGGCGGCGGCGCAGGGCGGCGGCGACAAGGUGGCCAAGAUCCUCAGCGAGGGCUACAAGUCCAACCUCUUUCGCCUGCGGUUCUGCAAGGUGGGCGACUUCAUGAUGUCAUCGCACAACCAGGCCUUCAACGAGGGCGAGGUGGCCUUUGGCGGCACCGCCACGUGCACGCUCAAGCGCCUGGGCCACAUGAUCUACCACACCUACCUGGUGAUCGACCUUCCAGGCAUCAAGGCGGCGCGGCGCGCGGCCGGCGCGGGCACCGGCGACUGCUCGCUCGACUACCCGUCCGAGUACCCCGUCGAGGGCGAGAUCCUCAAGCGCGCCGACGAGAAGGCCUUUGCCCGCUACGCCGCCGAGCGCACGGGCAAGGCCGCCACGGCCAGGGCGGGCAAGAAGAUCUACAACGCCGAGGCCUACGGCAGCAACAAGGGCGUGGGCGACGCCGCCACCUCGUUCGAUCCCGUCGAGCAGUCCAUCCUGGGGUUCGACCGCUCCUUCGAGCAGUCGCGGCCCGUCGACAAGAAGUCCUCGUCGCGCUCCCCGGAGAAGAGGGUGCGCGGCUGGGUGCGCUGGUGUAAUGCCAUCGGCCAGUACCUGCCGGAGAUGACGACCAUGAUCGUCGAGGACAAGAACUGGAACAGCCUUAUCAACCUGUGGCUCUACGGCUGGGAGGAGGUGGCCGGCUACGCCGGCAAGGAGCUCAACGAGCACAUCGGCAAGCGCGAGAACUGGAAGCAGUUGGUGCUCGACUCGGCCGACCGCCAGCGCCUCUACACGCCGCUGCCCUUCUUCUACACCCUGUGCGCCGGGUGCGUGUUCCCCUACGGCCAGAUGAACAAGCACAACGCCAGCAGCGUGGUCAAGAUUGAGGUCAAGUUCGCCGCGCUCAACCGGUGCAUCGUCACAUCGGGCCACGACAUCGUGCCGGUCAAGGCCGACGGCCACCGCCUCACGGCCAAGGACCUCGCCGCCCACCUGCGCGUCACCUACGUGCACCUCAACGAGAACGACGCGCGCACCUUCACCAACGGCAACCAGAUCCUGGUCAUCACGCGCGUGCAGCACAACAUCGUCACGCUGCCGCGCGGCCAGCAGCGCGUCGACGUGCCGGUGCCGCUCGGGGGUCCGCUCAUCAGCCUCAUGUGGAUGCUGCGGCGCAAGGCCAGCGUCGAGCAGAACUCGCACUUUAACUUCGCCGGCGUCAACGGGCGCGACCCGCUGCUGUCCAACGUGUUCUACGUUGACAACAAGCCUCUCUUUGGAGAGGGCGACGAGGCGCGGGUCUACCGCAUGCUGGAGCCGCUGCAGUCGUUCCGCAAGACGCCCAAGGGCUACAUCUAUGUCAAGUCCUUUGCCUGCGACGGCACGGCCGUGGUGCCCAACGGCAUGCUCAGCCUCAAGGACCGCCGCGCCUUCAUGCGCCUCAUCCUCCAGCAGGCGCUGGUCGCCGAGGAGGUCGAGUUCAUCAUGAUGGGCCGCAGUUUCGACGUCGCCGUCUUUGACAACCACCACCCUAGCCUGCUGGGCGACGACGUUGUGUGCCAGGCGUAA
Molecule: messenger RNA, 1677 nt
Organism: Acanthamoeba castellanii str. Neff
Lineage: Eukaryota; Discosea; Longamoebia; Acanthamoebidae
Product: iridovirus major capsid protein
Exons: 1
Coding region: 1-1677 (558 amino acids)
Molecular function (GO): structural molecule activity
Source: RefSeq, a predicted model, not a curated record